This is a messenger RNA of Platichthys flesus (European flounder), 2363 nucleotides long. Its product is annotated as nuclear body protein SP140-like protein. Gene Ontology annotation, cellular component: cytoplasm; nucleus. The record is from RefSeq and is a predicted model, not a curated record. The transcript is spliced from 16 exons. Bases 179 to 2071 code for a protein of 630 amino acids. NCBI's taxonomy places the organism in Eukaryota, Metazoa, Chordata, Actinopteri, Pleuronectiformes, Pleuronectidae. Gene Ontology annotation, molecular function: DNA binding; protein binding; DNA-binding transcription factor activity, RNA polymerase II-specific. Gene Ontology annotation, biological process: humoral immune response; regulation of transcription by RNA polymerase II.
UGGAAGGAGGAAGUGAGAAACCAUUUGUGGGCCGAUCGACAGGAAGAGAUAUGUUCCACCGGACUCAACACCUGGAAUCCUCACAGACUGUUGACCUGUCAGAUCAUCUGUCUCACAUCUGGCUGCACAUCUGGCUGCACAUCUGGCUGCACAUCUGGACUCGUUGAGUCCCUCCGUGAUGGAUCCUCUGGACUUCCUGGAGCCGGAGGAGCUGCUGCGCUUCUUCCACUGUAACAAAACAGAGAUGUCAUGCAUGAAGAACCCUCACACGUUCCUCCGCCAACUGCGGGACCACGACCUGAUCCCGGAGGACACGUACAAGAAAGUGAUUCGCAGGAGGAAAAAAGAAAUCAUGCAGGCAGCUCUGUAUGACGUUCUGGACUGGGUGGAGCGGGAGAGAUCCCAGCACAUCCACUGGUUCUGGAGAUGUGUUUUCAAAGACACCAUCCUGAACGACUACCCAACCCUGCGACUGCUGCGUAACAGCCUCAUGGACGGAUCUUUCCAAUUUGGGACGCAACUGCCAGAGAAGGAGAAGGAAGAGACAGAUGAAAGGAAAAAGAAGGAGCUCUCUGAAGUCGAGGAGGAAGAGGAGGAGCAGGUGAGCUCAGUGAAAAAGAAGAGGAAGCUGUAUAGGAGGAGCUUGUGCGAGGAUGAUGAUGAGGAGCAGCAGCCCGGUCCUUCCUCUCAGCUGACUCUACGUCGGAGGAAAAAGACAGAGAAAGUGUGUUUCUAUUCUCCGAUAAAGAAAGGAGAGAAAAAGGACAUUUGGACUUGGCCACUUUAUAAGACUCAGCUUCCUGUGACCUGUGGAUCCAAGGAGGGGAGUCUGAGCAGGGAGCGCCUGGCGAAAGGGGAGAAGUGCAUUUUGUUCCAGAAACAGUGGUUUACUCCCAGUGGAUUUGAGAAGUUUGCAGGGAAGGGAAGCUAUAAGAACUGGAAGUCCAGUAUUAAGUGUAUGGGUUCCCCCCUGGCAAGACUUAUAAAGGACGGGCACCUGAAAUCAGCAACAUUCAAAAGACGGGCCAACAGAUCCCUGUUUCCAUCUGAUGGUGCAACCACAGUGUCUGAGGAAGACGAAGACGAAGAAGACGAUGAUGAUGAUGCUGAUGAUGAAAAUGAGGAUGAGGAGGAUGAUCUGGAAAACCAGGAGGACGGGGUUCCUUGUAGCAACAAAGAGAAUUCUACGGACAUCACAGAUGAAGAUGAAGCGACUGAGAACCAGACGGAGCCAGAAGUGAGCAAAGUUUUCAAAGUGACAUGUGGAGGUGAAGCUGGGACUUUACACCAGAAACGAUUUGCAUCAGGGACUCGUGGAAAGUGCAUUCGGACAGAGAGGAGCUGGUUGACCCCCAUAGAGUUUUUAAAGGAGGCAUCAGAUCAACAGAGCAGCUGGAAAAGAGACAUCUUGUGUGAAGGAAAACCACUCUGUGCUCUCAUAAAGGCAGAGGUCUUGGUGAUCCACUACCUGCUGUGUGAGUGCAGUCUGUGCAGCCAAAAUGAAUCAGAUCUGGAGGACCAGAAAAACGACGAUGAGUGCUGUGUGUGUAAAAGAGAGCGAGACCUGGUGAUGUGUGAUUCCUGCCCUUGUUCCUUCCACCAGAAAUGUCACCUCCCACAUGUAGAGGACAACCUUUUGGGGGACAGCAGACCGUGGAUCUGUACGUUCUGUGUAACCACUCAGGACUGGCGGUACGGUGUUAAGCUACAAAUGACAGAAGCCCUCACCCACCAGAUCUCAGGACACAUACUGGAAUGUCAGUAUCUCAUCCUGCGUCUGUUCAGUGCUGAUGACAAACGAAUCUUUGCUUCAGACCCACGCCUCAACUUGGAAAGUAACUCCACGUAUGUCCAGACUCCGAUGUGGCUGGAAAAAGUUAAAGAGAAACUCCAGGGGAUUGAAUAUGGAACGGUUGGAGAUUUUGUGUCUGACGUCAAACUCAUGUUCACCAACUGGGCCAAGUACAACCGGGCUAACCCUGAACUCCUCGCCCUGGGGGACAGACUGCAGCAGUUAUUUGACUCAGAGUUCAAAGUCGUGUUUAACAUCGAUGAACAGAGCGCUGACUGAUGAGCAGGGUUAUGUUUUCAAACUCGGUACUCAGUGGGAAAAAAGGCUUAAAAGUUACAGAGAUGCAGUUUACUUGGAUUCUGUGACUUUUUUUUUACAAAGUAUUAAUUAAAAUAACUCAGGUGUCCAACAUUAUUCAACUAAACCGGAGAAAGCAUUUUGCAGUGUAGAUUGUAUUUUUUAUCAGUGUAAUUAAGGUUUUAGUAAAAUCCUCUCAACUUUACUGUAAUAUGACAAAUGUUUUUUUGAGAUAUCUGGAAUUCCCUGUCACUGUACAUAAUUAAAGCUCUCA